UCCGAUGCCGGUUAUGCAAAAUAAUCCUUACCGGUUUCUAUCACCACAGUUGCCAUUACCAGAUCCAGUAAACAGGCGGAAUAGAAUAGACAAUCCUGUCUCCUCAGGGGCCCUUCCAAGCCAAAGCUUAAGAAAUUAUGGAGCGUCUGGAUCCUCGGCUGAUACAGCGUUCUUUGGGAUGGUGACCGACCCGUCACCCGGGGUUUAUGAAAUGAAGAUCGGAUCUGUCACUUUUCAGGUGAAGUCCGGCGAUAUCACCAAAGAGAAGACUGAUGUCAUUGUAAAUUCUUCCAACCAAGACUUCACUCGGUGCUCAGGAGUUUCAAAAGCAAUUCUGAAUGCGGCCGGACCACCUAUUGCAUCAUCUGCUGCGGCUCUGGGUUCCCAACCUCAUAAAGGAUACGUCAUUACUGGGUCUGGAAGGCUCAGACAAAUUAUAUGGAUUCUUCAUGUGGUAGGACCAGUUACUCCAACAUCCAUCAAGAAAACCAUCCUGGAUGUCCUGCAGGAGUGUGAGAACCUUCAGGUCUCUUCUGUCACCUUCCCCGCUCUGGGAACAGGUGCGGGGGGAUUGGACGCCUCCACAGUGGCCAACUCGAUCCUCGAUGGUUUGGUGGACUUCAUCAAAUCUAAAUCGGUCCGUUCUCUUCAGACGGUGAAAGUGGUUCUAUUGCUGCACUCUAUGCUGAACGAUUUCUACAUGAGCAUGAAGACGAGAGAGGGGACCCCCCUGCCCAAAGCCAAAUCUCUCUCCAUGAGGCUCUCCGAUGGGGAUUCCCUCAAAUUACCAUCACACUGGAAGCCGAUGGGUGAGACUCGUGUGAUGGAAGUGGACGUUCCUCCAGGAACUCCUGAAUACUCCGCUGUGCAGCAGAAAUUCCAGAGAAGCUGCAUAAACCAAAUUGUGAAGAUUCUGCGAGUACAGAACAGAGAUCUCUGGCUCCAGUACCAGAUAAAGAAGCAGAACAUCGACUCCCAGAACGGAUCCACCACCAAUGAGAAAAAGCUUUUCCAUGGGACCGACUUCAACUCCAUCCAAAAUGUCAAUCAUAAGGGAUUCAACCGGAGCUAUGCCGGGAAAAACGCGGCUGUUUACGGAAACGGAACUUAUUUCGCAGUAAAUGCAAAUUACUCUGCUAUUGAAACAUACUCCAACCCUGAUGGAUAUAAAGAGAGACACAUGUACCUGGCCCGGGUUCUCACCGGACUCUACUGUAAUGGACGCCGUGGGAUGAUAACGCCUCCAGCUAAAAAUGCAGCCAACUCCACCGACUGUUAUGACAGCGUGACGGAUAACGUCCAGAACCCUUCCAUGUUUGUGAUAUUUAAUGACGUCCAGGCCUACCCCGAAUAUCACAUCGUCUUCCAGUGAUGACCUAUGACUGUGUCCGGGGAUCACCCAGACCUCCGGGACAGAGACUCCGGAAAAUAACUGUAUUAGGGCUCAUUCACAUUUCCUUCAACUGUAACGUACAUUAAAAGCACCUACCAUUUCAA
This is a messenger RNA of Rana temporaria (common frog), 1497 nucleotides long. RefSeq names its product protein mono-ADP-ribosyltransferase PARP15-like. The coding region runs from base 5 to 1372 and encodes 455 amino acids. Gene Ontology annotation, cellular component: nucleus; cytoplasm. The transcript has 9 exons. Gene Ontology annotation, molecular function: transcription corepressor activity; NAD+ poly-ADP-ribosyltransferase activity. Gene Ontology annotation, biological process: negative regulation of gene expression. The record is from RefSeq and is a predicted model, not a curated record. Lineage: Eukaryota; Metazoa; Chordata; Amphibia; Anura; Ranidae.